CGUUAUUUGGGCCGCAGCUCGUGAGGAAGUGCGUGGCGUUCCCGUGAUCCCUUGCGCCGGAACGCGUUUGUUCCGUAGGGCUUCACUAUGGCUAGCGACGGGCCGCCGGGCGCUGAUUCAAAUGUAGACUUUAACGCAUGGACUCACGGCGAGCUGCAGGCCAAACUGGCCGAGUUUGGAGCACCUAAUAUGGGUCCCAGAGAGGAGCUCAUAGACAGACUGAAAUCUUAUGCACAGUCUGGGAUGAUUUUAACUAAGCCGAACAUGUCAGGAGGAGAUGCCAAGAGCAUGACUACGAUGCCAGGUCUGCCGCCCAUGCCCCCGAUGCCCUCGAUGCCCCUGCCGCCGGGCAUGAACAUGAUGCAGGCCAUGAACAUGAUGGGGGGCCCUCCACCCAUCCACAUGGGCAUUGAGCCGCCCGGCAUGAUGCAGCACGACGACAGAGCCGCGCAGGGUGAUGCACGUGUGAUGGAUGAGCAGAUGAAGGAGCAGGAACUCCUAGAGCAGCAGAGACGGGCUGCUGUGCUUCUGGAACAUGAGAGGCAGCAGGAACUUGCUAAAAUCCAGCAGGGGGCGGCUCCAGGCCCCAGAGGACCUGAACUGGGACCACGACCCAACCUCCUGCCCCCCAUCCCGCCUCUCAGAGUUGGGACUCUUAGUGGCCCCGCCCCUCCAGGUGUUUCUAUGAUGCCCCAAUCUGUCAAUCAGCGACAGAAAGUCCCGCCUCCUCCGGGGGAAGACGGCAGAGAGUCGUGGCAGGGUGAAGAUGUCGGCAUCGGGCCGAAGAUUCCUCAGGCUCUGGAGAAGAUCCUGCAGCUGAAGGAAAUGAGACAGGAGCAGCUCAGCAUCGCCCCUACAGAGGAGGAUAAUGAUGAACACACCGGCGAGAUGGACAUGAACCGUUCCUCUGCCCGCGGAUUCUCCGAUGAGGACGAUGAAAGCGGUCUUUCUAAAAAAGACAAAAACCGCAAGCGCAGGAACAGGAAGAAGAAGAACAAGAAGAAGAGGCAGCAGGAAAAGGAGCAGCAGGAGGAGGAGAAAAAGAAAGAGGAGAGCCGUGACAAGGAACCCGAGGUGGAGAUCGAGUAUGUGACGGAGGAGCCUGCGAUCUACGACCCAAGCUACAUCAUCUUCAAGAGGAUCUUUGAGACGUUCAAGCUGACAGAUGAUUUGAAAAAGGAGAAGGAAAAGGAGCCAGAGAAGCCCGAAAAGCCAGAAAUCCUUUCAUUUAAGAAGAAGGGGUUUGAACUGGAGAAGAAAGACAGCGAUGACAGCGACGAGGAAAACAAGAAGGACAUGCCCAAGCUGUCCAAAAAGAAACUGAGGAGGAUGAACAGGCUGACGGUGGCAGAACUCAAACAGAACCUAAAAAUCUGUGAGAUCUUCAUACUUAUCUGUGUGUGUGUCUUUCAGGGCUGUUCCUUUGGCUAUCAUGCGGGCGGUUGGGGUAAACCUCCUGUGGAUGAGACGGGCAGACCGCUGUAUGGAGACGUGUUCGGAACCAACGCCAUAGACUUCCAGGCCAAAGCAGAGGAGGAGGAAGUAGAUCGAACCCCGUGGGGCGAGCUGGAGGCGUCUGAUGAAGAGUCAUCUGAGGAAGAGGAGGAGGAGGAGAGCGAUGAGGAGAAACCAGAUGAAACGGGUUUCUUCACACCAGCAGACAGCGGGAUGAUCACUCCGGGUGGCUUCUCCUCCGUUCCUGCCGGCAUGGAGACUCCAGAGCUCAUCGAGCUCAGGAAGAAGAAGAUCGAGGAGGCCAUGGACGGAAACGAGACGCCUCAGCUGUUCACGGUGCUGCCGGAGAGGAAGGCGGGGGCGGUCGGGGCUGCUAUGAUGGCGUCCACACACAUCUACGACAUGUCUACGGUACGACUGCGUGCAAGAGAUGGAUGCGUGUCUCAGUUCGUUGUCUCAGAGCAGUUUUGUUUCGAUAAAUUCUUGGUACAUCCCUAAAGAAACGCACAGGAU
This is a messenger RNA of Sinocyclocheilus grahami, 1968 nucleotides long. Its product is annotated as splicing factor 3B subunit 2-like. Gene Ontology annotation, cellular component: U12-type spliceosomal complex. The coding region runs from base 88 to 1953 and encodes 621 amino acids. The transcript has 17 exons. The record is from RefSeq and is a predicted model, not a curated record. Lineage: Eukaryota; Metazoa; Chordata; Actinopteri; Cypriniformes; Cyprinidae.